Messenger RNA from Trypanosoma conorhini, 1125 nucleotides. RefSeq names its product ribosomal protein L15 containing protein. Lineage: Eukaryota; Euglenozoa; Kinetoplastea; Trypanosomatida; Trypanosomatidae. Gene Ontology annotation, cellular component: mitochondrial large ribosomal subunit. The record is from RefSeq and is a predicted model, not a curated record. The transcript has a single exon. Bases 1 to 1125 code for a protein of 374 amino acids. Gene Ontology annotation, biological process: translation. Gene Ontology annotation, molecular function: structural constituent of ribosome.
AUGCUCUCGCCGACGGCGCUGCUGCAGCGCUAUCGGCUUUUUCACCCUCGCCGGGAGAACAUUCCGUUCCAUAUGAACCCGGCAAAGUCGAUGUUCCCGCUCAUCAACAGCAGCAACCUCUUAGCAAAGCCACGGAAUAGUUGGCAAGACUUUGCUGGAAGAAAAGAGUUUGAUGAGGAUCAUCCACUCCCAGUUGUUGCCUCGCGACUGAAUGAGCGGACAACCCAGCAUAAGUGGUCUCACUGGGAUCAGUACCUCAAUCCACAGAUCACGCUGUCUGCAAGGGAUUUGACGCCAACACCGGAAUACGUGGGCAGGCGCAGCGGGCAUAACGUGAUUAGGAUGGGAUGGAUGAAAAUAGGAGGGAGCUGGAAGUACUCCCGCGGGUACAACGAUAGGCGCAACGUGUUUGCCCGCGGUCAGUGGCAGGAGCGCAAGAUGACGCCGCGGUUUAUGCUCGCCCCUCGAGUUUCAGCAGGUGGACCACGAAACCGUUAUGAGGGAAAGCUGGUGUUUUCCCGCCUCAAGCUCAGUAAGCUCCUCUGGGCUAUCGAUACGGGUCGCCUCAACCCCAAUGAGGUCAUCACAGUCUAUCAUCUGCGCGAAGCCGGGGUUGUGGCUGAGGGCGAGAUUGUUUGGCCAGGAUUUGUGCUUGUUAGCAGUGGCGUGAGCCGUGUGCCGUAUCCCCUUCACAUUGAGCUUCAAAAUGCAUCGGCCGAAAGUAUUCGGCUUAUUGAAGAAGCCGGUGGGUCCUUUACUGGGGUGUACAUGACUCAUGACGGCCUCUACCAGGAGAUUCACCCGGAGGAGUACCCCAUCUUCCCUGAGCAGGAGUUGCCGGAUCGGAAGGGCCUAGAGGGCCUCGCAACAAACCCCGGCAAACGUGGCUGGCUUGUUCGCUGGUACGAGGACGAGGGUAAGUACGCGCAUCCUGAGGCAGGGCGGCGCUACUCACACUACGUCCGACCACCAACCGAGCGCGACUUUCCAGCCACAGUUGAGGAGUACGAAAUGGUGAAGCAUCAUCAGAAGUGGCAUCUGAAUCAGCCAGGAACUGGAACACUGCUGCCGUGGCACUCCUACAACACGGCGGACCUCUUGAAAAGAUCCACGGGACGUCUUUAA